This is a messenger RNA of Diaporthe citri, 1155 nucleotides long. RefSeq lists its product as uncharacterized. The transcript has 3 exons. The coding region runs from base 1 to 1155 and encodes 384 amino acids. The record is from RefSeq and is a predicted model, not a curated record. NCBI's taxonomy places the organism in Eukaryota, Fungi, Ascomycota, Sordariomycetes, Diaporthales, Diaporthaceae.
AUGCGUUACAACCAAGUCUUUCACGGCCCGCCGUCCCCUUCGGAUGCCGGGCUUCUCAAGCUCAAGUCCCCAGGACCCUUGAAGCUGCAAAAGGAGCGCCUCCCGACAUCACAGCGCCACCGAGUGCGCAAGGCGUCCAUGUCCACCGGCACAGGCACAGCAUCAGGGACUGCAUCAGGAGCUGCAUCGGGAACAGCAACAGGCACCAGCACGCCACCAUCGUCCGUCGACCAGCACACAGCGGCGGCACCGCCGGUGAAGAAGGUCAAGGGCCUCCGCGCACCCACCGAAGACGCCAUCAUCGAGGUCAAGUCCCCCGUCAGGGCGGCCCACCAGCACGACAGGAAGCCGCUCCUCCCAGAGCUCAAGCCGUGGGAGUCGUACCUGCACUGGCUGUGCCUGACCGAGGAGCCGGGGACGCUGUGGAGCUCGUCGCUGUGCGCCACCUUCCACGAGUGCCUCGUGACGAACCCGGGCGUGGGCGCCGUCAAGGCCUCCGAGUACGCCGCCCGCAUCGACGACAUCUACUGGAGCUUCUACCUGCCCCUCGACCCGCUCUUCCAGUUCAUGGAGGACCGCAUCCUGUCCGGGUACCUGCUGCACGUGUGGACCAUGUUCAUCGAGCUGGGCAAGAGGAUCCCCCACGACGACCCCGCGCAGGAGAAGCUGGUCGAGCUGCUCAAGGAGCUCGUGCACCUCCCGCCCAUGGAGGUGCGCACCUGGGAGGGAAACGACGCCCCGUGGACCGACCUGCCCACCCUCGACGACGCCCUGAUCGCAGCAUGGGACGAUCUUUACGACCCAGAAGUCCAGAUGUCCGACCCGGAGGGCCACUGGGUAAACUACUUCGCCUUCCUGGGCCGCCUGGUCUCCGCCGACGUCACGCCCGACUGGUGGGAGAUCCCGUCCAUCACGCUCAAGGAGGUGCUGGCCGAGGACGUCACGCCCAACUACCUGACCGUCUACAAGACCAUGGCCCUGGCCGAGUACAUGAACCACGCCGGCGACGCCUUCUUCGAGUGGUGCAUCGACUCGGGGAUGCUCGACACCAACGCCUCCAUGUCCAUCAUCUCCCCGCUGCUCGAGACUCCUGUCAGGCGGGACUGGUUCGAUAGGAGGCGGACGGUGGAUUACGAUGCGUCCUCGGUGGACUGA